Corythoichthys intestinalis (scribbled pipefish) is the source of this 4543-nucleotide messenger RNA. It is a transcript of the gene hspa4l, whose product is annotated as heat shock protein 4 like. Lineage: Eukaryota; Metazoa; Chordata; Actinopteri; Syngnathiformes; Syngnathidae. Gene Ontology annotation, biological process: protein folding. Bases 1350 to 3851 code for a protein of 833 amino acids. Gene Ontology annotation, molecular function: ATP-dependent protein folding chaperone; ATP binding. The record is from RefSeq and is a predicted model, not a curated record. Gene Ontology annotation, cellular component: cytosol; nucleus. The transcript has 19 exons.
UUGUCCGUUUGUUUACAUGGAGGACAGUGACAGCAGCCUAGUUUCAAUGCUAGUUUUGCUAACUACGACGCAGCGUGAAAAGCCCUUAUUAUUGACCGAAAACUAAUUUCAUUGCGUUUCGAGCACCAAUUACGCAAAGAAUGCAAACAAGCGUGUACCUGCCAAAGAUUUAACGCGUUUGAGAAGGUUUUCUCCGUGAUUUUCUGAGCUAACGUUAGCAUAGCUAAAUUAGCGCUACCUCGUUUUGACUUCAAACGGCAAUUUGUUAAUGUCAUCUGCUUUGUUUUAGCGGUCGGUGCUUACCAAAUCUUUCGGUGGUCUCUCCGCUGUUCUUCCGAACAGUCCCAUUGUGGCAAAAUGCCUUCAAAACCGAGCGAGUUAUUCGCCUACUCACUGGAAGUAAAUGACUAGCUGCAAUGAUUUGACAAACACUUCCUGUUCACCCCGAGUGCGGAUAUAAACCAGGUACCAGGUGAAGAAAUAUGUAAUUAAAAAUAAAAUUAAUUAAAAUAACAAAAAAGACUAGCAAAUAAAUACAAUUGUCAUGCCGUUACUUUUGGCGUUAUCAGCUUAGAUGUAGCUUCGCCAAACAACCACGUUAUUCAAUACCUAAAUGAAUGAACUAAUGUAAACACAGAAGACAAUUUGCAAAUAUGAGUAAACUAUGAAGCUAUGUAUUGCAAUUGUUAUAUGUAUGUUAUAUGCAUUUUGAAAUGUACAUUUACAUGAGACCACACCUGUGGUACAAGUUCAACAGUAAAAUAUAUACAGUCACGUCAUUGACCUUUAUAUAUAGUUACAAUAACAGUAAUAUACAGCGCAAAAAGGCAACACUGCUCCAAUUAAGCAAAACAAAAAAAAAGAAAAAUUGAACAUCACUAAUUUUCUUCGUCAUCGAAGCCCCGUUGUGACGUUUCAAAGGUUCUCAUUUCCAGCGAGUUCUAGACUGUUCUGUGAAAGACCGCCGCACGCACCAAUCACGUAAGAGCAAUCGGAAUGAUACGCCAAUCGGUGACGCGAGAAGGCGGGUUGUAAACGCGGCAGGCUCUUAGAUCCUAUGAUGAUGUUUACGGUCGCCUCGGAGUGGGAGAAUCCGCUCUGUUCACCGUUGCCCUCAGGAUUACGCCGGAUGAGUUAGCUAUAAACAGACCGAAUUACAUAACAGAGCGUAAUUUACUGAGCGCACUUGUAGUUGGCGGACGUGUUGAUUUUCAGGCUCCUAUAUUCCUUUUUUUUUUUUUUUUUUUUUUUUUUUUAAUCUUACGAGAGUAAGGUAAUAUCGUCUGGUUCUCAAAGGUGGCAAGUGCAAAAGGAUAAGUUUGCCAGUGGGGUAAAUAAGAGCUUCCAUCAUGUCAGUGGUCGGCAUUGAUGUGGGUUUCCUGAACUGCUACAUCGCCGUGGCCAGGAGCGGUGGUAUUGAAACCAUCGCCAACGAAUACAGUGACAGAUGCACGCCGGCUUGUGUGUCUUUUGCCGCCAAAAACCGCAUCAUUGGAAACGCAGCCAAGAGCCAAAUGAUAACAAACUUCAAAAACACAGUUCACGGCUUUAAAAGAUUCCACGGCAGAGCGUUUGACGACCCCUUCGUGCAAGCGGAAAAGAGCAAAGUACCUUACAGUUUGCAUAAACUGCCUGAUGGAACCACUGGAGUUAAGGUGCGGUAUUUGGACGAGGAUAAAGUUUUCACAGUGCAGCAGAUAACAGGAAUGCUGCUCAGCAAGCUGAAAGAAACGUCCGAGGGCGCUCUGAAGAAACCCGUGGUGGACUGCGUGGUGUCUGUCCCCUGCUUUUUUACAGACAGUGAACGGCGAUCUGUGUUGGAUGCAACACAAAUUGCGGGGCUUAACUGUUUAAGGCUAAUAAAUGACACCACCGCAGUUGCAUUAGCCUAUGGGAUCUACAAACAGGACCUCCCCACUCCAGAGGAGAAGCCUCGCAAUGUUGUGUUUGUGGAUAUGGGACAUUCCUCUUAUCAGGUCGCCAUCACGUCUUUCAACAAGGGCAAACUAAAGGUACUGGCCACGGCAUUUGACCCCUACCUGGGCGGCCGUAAUUUUGACGAAGCCUUGGUGAAUUACUUCUGCGAGGAGUUCAAAGUCAAGUACAAGCUGCACGUAAGAGACAACCCGCGGGCCGUGCUGCGUCUGCAUCAAGAAUGCGAGAAGCUCAAGAAGCUGAUGAGCGCCAACUCCUCGGACCUGCCCCUCAACAUCGAGUGCUUCAUGAACGACAUUGACGUUUCCAGCAGGAUGAACAGGGGCCAUUUUGAAGAGAUGUGCGCGCAAUUUUUAAUGCGGGUAGAGAUGCCGCUGAAGGACGCCCUGGAACAUUCAAAGCUGAGCCGGGACGACAUCUACUCCGUGGAAAUAGUAGGAGGCGCGACGAGAAUGCCGGCCAUCAAGGACCGGAUCGCUAAAUUCUUCGGCAAAGAUGUCAGCACCACGCUCAAUGCUGACGAAGCUGUCGCCAGAGGCUCCGCCCUUCAGUGCGCAAUCUUGUCUCCAGCCUUUAAAGUUCGUGAGUUCUCCAUCACUGAUGUUGUUCCCUUCCCUAUUACUCUGCGCUGGAAAUCACCAACAGAAGAUGGACUCGGAGAAUGUGAGGUGUUCGGUAAGAAUCAUGCUGCCCCCUUUUCCAAAGUGAUCACCUUCCACAAGAAGGAGCCUUUUGACCUCGAAGCCUUUUACAGCUGCCAUCAAGAGCUUCCACAUCCUGACUGUAGGAUAGGAUGCUUUUCAGUCCAGAAUGUGGUGCCGCAGGCAGACGGAGACAGCUCCAAAGUGAAGGUCAAGGUGCGCUUUAAUGUCCACGGCAUCUUCAGUGUGUCCAGCGCCUCUUUGAUUGAGAAGCAGAAAGGAGAGGGGGAGGACAUGCAGAUGGAUGCCGAGCCAAUUUUGCAAAAUGAAGGCAGAGCGGAGGAGCAGAUCAAAAUGCAGGUCGACCAAGAAGUGCAAAACCAGGGGGACCCGCAAAAUGAAGACGCUUGCACCAAUAGGGAGUGCGUUGGGGAGAAGCAGGAGUCUGCAGCAGUAGCAGGGAGCAAGGCCAAAGUCAAGGUGAAGAGUGCCGACCUACCCAUUGUGGCCAGCAAUAUUCGACAGCUUGACAGCGAGGUGCUUUGCAACUUUGUCAAUUUUGAGCGUCAUAUGAUCGUGCAAGACAAACAGGUGAAAGAGGCUAAUGAUGCGAAGAAUUCUGUGGAAGAAUAUGUCUACGAUCUCCGGAACAAACUUUGUGGCAUCUAUGAAAAGUAUAUCACCGAGGAAGAUAGCAACAGGUUGACGCUGCUUCUGGAGGACACGGAGAACUGGCUGUAUGAAGAAGGGGAGGACCAAUCUAAAAAUGUAUAUGUGGAAAAGCUGGAUGCCCUCAAGAGUCUUGGUCAACCUAUUCAAGAACGACACAAAGAGCACGAGGACCGGCCAAAGGCUUUUGAGGAGCUUGGCAAGAGGCUACAAUUCUACAUGAAGUUUGUGGAUGCCUACAAACAGAAGGAUGAGCGUUAUCUCCAUUUGGCCGCAGAAGAUGUCCACACUGUGGAGAAGUGUUUGAACGAUAGCAUGGUGUGGAUGAACAGCAAGAUAAAUAUUCAGAGUAAACUGGCCGCCACUCAAGAUCCAGCUGUCAAAGUAGCAGAUAUCAUUGCUAAAAUACAGGAAGUGCAGGACGUAUGUGCUGCGGUGAUCAACAAAUCCAAGCCCACAGUAGCGGAGACGCAUGAGGUGAUCGACCAAAAUCCUAACAGCGCUCCUAACAACGGGCCAGCCACCAAGCAAGGCCCAGAUGGGACGGGGGACGCCAAGGGAAGCCAGCACAGCAAACAUACGGCAAAGGAGAUGGAAGUGGACUAAGAGGAUUGCGUCCGUCACUACGACGACGACCGAGUAGACAGUAGGGAUAGUGUUACAGUUACCUGGGACCACGUCAGCCACACGGGUGAAACGAGUGGCUUUGUUCAUCUCCAUAUUAUCGGUUUGCACUCUUACGUUCAUCCUUAUGUGUGACUAUGACGUGCUUCUGUUCUCAAAAGCUAUUUGACUAUGAAAUAAGAACCCAUGCAAUAGAUUGAAAUGUUUCACCUUUCCUUUACAGGAAGCGUUGCCUUUGUGUCCUCUACUGUAGAAUGUGACACCCUCGCCCCAGCAGAACUAGAGUAGACAACAGCUGUUACCAAACUUGUGUGCGCUAGUACUAAUUCUAAAGUAUAUAUUUGUAUGUCAUUCAUUUGGGACUACAGUAUAUGGUAAAGUGGGCAAAAUUUAAAUUCUAUUUUAAUAAAAGCCAUUAUUAUAUUUAAGAAUGAACACGUUCCCAAUCGUAACAUGGGCUGACCUAUAGUCUUUGUAGGAGUGAUGAGCUACCUACUGUUGAUUUUCUUGCAAGUUUCCAUUUAGGACUUAAAGUUUGAAAAAUAAACACAUUCACCUGUGAAAACAAGUCGUCUAUUGUGAAGUUAUAUUUUAAGUGGCUGGAAUGAAAGCUUAUGUUUGGUAUUGUUAAAAGCAGAGUCAAUACAACCCCCAGCAAACAGUAUGGAAUCAAC